Amoebophrya sp. A25 is the source of this 532-nucleotide messenger RNA. NCBI's taxonomy places the organism in Eukaryota, Dinophyceae, Syndiniales, Amoebophryaceae. The record is from the annotation of a GenBank genome assembly.
AAAAGAUGAAUGGAGAAUGAAAGAUAAUCUCCCUGUCCAAGAACGGAACGACGAACACGCGGCUGCUCAAGUCGAUGAGUAUGUGCACCAUCAUGAUCACUUUUUAUCACAUGGGAGAGGAGCAUGCAGCAACGAUCAGUACGACCGUAUGAGUGCCCAGGAACGGGGAGCGCUUUUAGCACACGCAGAUAGUGACCAAAAGCAAAACCCAGAGCAAUACUCUUAUGGUUCCAGCACUGACUACUGCGCUACUGCCGAUGGCCCCACUAGUGCUCCUCUACCACUUGCAGUACCAGGAAACUACUAUGCGCCCGAUCAAGAAGAGUCUCAAGCAGCAGCAGGUCUGACGUCAUUAUAUGAGGAAGAGGAGGACCCGGACAAUGCAUUGGGAGACUUCUUCGAGCCCUCUAGCCCCAGUAGGCAAGUGGACCACAUAGAAAACUUCUUUCAGACCACAAAUGAAGACGAUGCGCCAGAGGCUUCUUCGUCAAUAUCGAAUCCUUUUGGAGAGCACAUGCAGACUGUAGAUGAG